Molecule: messenger RNA, 378 nt
Organism: Dentiscutata heterogama
Lineage: Eukaryota; Fungi; Glomeromycota; Glomeromycetes; Diversisporales; Gigasporaceae
Source: the annotation of a GenBank genome assembly
AUGGAUAGAGAUGGUAAUUGUGGCUACAGAGUACUAGCAGUAUGUUUAGGAAAAACUAAUGAUGAUUAUGAAACAAUUAUAAGAGAAAUCUCAUGGAUAGAUAGCCCCUGCAUAUUCGAGCACUGGAUGCGAAUGCCACAGAUGGGAAAUGUUAUAGCUAAUACUUACCAAAGGCUAUUAUACUUUUUUUCACUACAGAUUAAUCUUACUUUUCUUCCACAUUACCAACCAUUAAAUUGGAAUAAAGCUCUUGCAAUAGCUAUUGUUAAUAAUAAUCACUAUGUAACUAUUACAUUAAAACCUGGUGCUCCCAUACCUCCAAUUAUAAAUCGAUGGUCACAAUUUGCUACCCAACUGCAGAAAGAUGAAAACUACUAA